Molecule: messenger RNA, 2038 nt
Organism: Centropristis striata (black sea bass)
Lineage: Eukaryota; Metazoa; Chordata; Actinopteri; Perciformes; Serranidae
Product: G2/mitotic-specific cyclin-B2-like
Exons: 8
Coding region: 137-1288 (383 amino acids)
Biological process (GO): mitotic cell cycle phase transition; regulation of cyclin-dependent protein serine/threonine kinase activity
Cellular component (GO): cyclin-dependent protein kinase holoenzyme complex; nucleus; cytoplasm
Molecular function (GO): cyclin-dependent protein serine/threonine kinase regulator activity
Source: RefSeq, a predicted model, not a curated record
CGUCUCUGUGGUGUUUACCUGCAGAAGUCGGCGUUCACGGAGUCUUGUCGGUAAACCGAGCUGGUCGGCGCUGAAAACAAACAAACCAACCAACCUACGUGUCUUACAGUUUGUGUCGCUGGUGCCGACGUUAAACAUGUCUACUAUGGAAGUUCGCGCUGCGCAUCCAUCAGCCGCAGAGAACCCGGCGAAGAUGGGUAAAAACACCGCAGGUCUGAGGAGAGCUGCUCUCAGAGAGGUGACCAACUUUACUACUGCAGCAGCGGUCAACACCAAGAGGACUGGAGCGGCCAAAACCAAAGCCAAACCCUCUGCUCCAGUGCAGCCAGUGGUCCGGGCGCCUGCAGAGCCGCUCCCCAUAGUGUCCGAGGCGUCGGCCGACGUGUCCAUGAAGGAGGAGGACGAGCUGUGCCAGGCGUUCUCUGAGGCGCUGCUCACUGUGCAGGACGUGGACGAGGAGGACUCGGACCUGCCGCAGCUCUGCUCUCAAUACGUCAAAGAUAUCUACAAUUAUUUACACGUCCUGGAGGUGCAGCAGGCUGUGCGACCUAACUACAUGCAGGGUUAUGAGAUCACUGCCAACAUGCGGGCUCUGCUGGUGGACUGGCUGGUCCAGGUUCACUCCAGGUUCCAGCUGUUGCAGGAGACUCUGUACCUCACUGUGGCCGUCCUGGAUCGUUUCCUGCAGGUCCAACCAGUCUCUCGCAGGAAGCUGCAGCUAGUCGGCGUCACCGCCAUGCUGGUGGCGUGUAAAUACGAGGAGAUGUACGCCCCGGAGGUCGGAGACUUCGCCUACAUCACGGACAACGCCUUCACCAAGUCUCAGAUUCUGGAGAUGGAGCAGCUCGUUCUCAAGAACCUCAAGUUUGAGCUGGGACGUCCUCUUCCCCUGCACUUCCUCAGACGGGCCUCCAAGGUGGCCGGGUCUGACGUAGAGCGCCACACGAUGGCCAAGUACCUGAUGGAGCUGAGCCUCCUCGACUACGACAUGGUUCACUAUCGACCCUCUGAGAUCGCCGCAGCAUCGCUGUGUCUCUCCCAGCUGCUGCUGGAGGGGCUGCCCUGGUCUCCCACACAGCAGCACUACUCCACAUACGACGCGGCCCACCUGAGGCCCAUCAUGCAGCACCUCGCCAAGAAUGUUGUGAUGGUGAACGAGGGGAAGACGAAGUUCCAGGCGGUGAAGACCAAGUACUCCAGCAGUAAGGUGAUGAAGAUCAGCCUCGUCCCUCAGCUGAAGUCGUCCAUCAUUAAGACCAUGGCGUCCUCUCUGACGGACAACCCCUGAGGACAACUUUGACCUUUUUACCAGUGGACACUUGACAUGCACUUUAUUUUAGCUGGAUCAGUCUGUGGAUAAACUUUUUUUUUUCUUUAGUUUUUAAUAAAAUGUUUUAAAAUUUUUAUCCAAGCUUUGUGGUUUAUUCAGAAAUUCAGGCUCUAAUGUGUUUUACUUUAUUGAUGCAUCAGAUUUUACUCUGAACCUUUGAUGUUCAGCAGCCUGUCAAUCAACCCUGAGCUGCUUGUUUCAGGAGGAAUUAACUGUUUUCCAACUGAUUAAACUUUCUUCAGUUUCUCCAUAGCAUCCACUCCCUCCUUGGGAGUGGAUGCUUUAAGAAACAACCUGUGGAGCUUUAUACUGACAGUGUCUUCUACUUCCCUAAUGGAUAUUUUCUCUCAAUUUUUACUGUAGUUCAAAUCUGUAUGUGCUACAACAUUCCAUUGUGAUUUCUUAGAACUACUUUGUUCAAGUUUCUUUUUUUUUUUUUUUUGUCAAAGUUACAAAAAAUUCUACAGCAUCAGUGACUUUGUGAUCUAAAUGUUUUGCUCAUCAAAUUGAAAUUCCUUCUUUAAACUGGACUGUCGUCUUGAAGAAAUGUUUCUGGAAUCAAGUAGAGUGAAAAGCUGAGGUUUCAUGUGAUAAAGGGUGAAUAUUUCUCAAAUUGUACAUGACUUUUGUAUUUUGAACUACAUUUCAAUAAAUUUUUCACUUUGACAGUAACUAGUUGCAGAUUAAAGUAACUUUUUACUCAAAUCA